AUGACUUCCAACGUUUACUCCGCAGAGCCCGCUCAUCCAGUUCUUGCUCAAUCCCUGCUCGGUGAGCCUGGACCCACAGCUACGAAGAACGAGCAACCUACCCAGAGACCAACGACAAAUGACUGGAACCUAAAGGACGACUGGGCCGCUGGCAUACAAUCAUCCAGUGAUGCAAUCUUCCGCUGCGGAAGUGUCAUCGGGUUUUCACGAUUAAGAACCAGAAGCAGCGACAACGAUGAAUACAUCGGACAAAUUCCUCGCUAUCUUCUCACAAAACACCUGCGGAAAAUCCCGUCAUCAGCUGAAGCAAACACCUUCAUAAUCUAUCCAAGUAACUUCGAUGCCUUUGCAGCCCGGAACUUAUUUACAGACCUGCAAUCUGGCCCCUCAGCUCUAUCCAAAGACGAUGCUCUGAAGCGAUUAGACUUAGUACAACUUUUUCCAGUGAACAAUCUGCAAAAUGCCGCUCAGGCUAUCAAGCAAGUCUCGGAACUACUUCAAGAGGCCCAAGAAAAGCGACAGCAGUUGGACCAGGCGGCAGCUUCGACCAACCCCGCUAUCAUCCUUGUUGUGGCCGGCCUGGACACAUUAGCUGAAGGCGUUGUCCGAGCUUCUAAUCCGGCCAGAGGAGCAGCUGUGCUGGCGAGUACGUUGCGGAUAUUGACGCGCAUGUCUCGCACAUACAGCUCCUUUCUUUCCGUCAUGCUUGUCAAUACGAACGGGCUAGGACCUCAUGUUGAAGUUGAGCAUGAUGGGUCGACUGGACGGGAAGUAGAUGCGAGACCGACUGAUCAUGAUGGAAUUCACUCUAUUUUUCAGCUACCUGGAUCUUCCCUCCUGUCAACUUUGUUGAUGAGGACGUUGGAUCAGGGUAUCGAUACGCACAUCUUGCUUUCCGAUGUGAAAUAUGCCCGCGUGGCGGAAGUCGUAAAAGAUCGCACUGGGGCAGGGCUAGGAAAAUGGGGGAUUUGGUCAGCCCAAAGAUGA
Molecule: messenger RNA, 987 nt
Organism: Penicillium pulvis
Lineage: Eukaryota; Fungi; Ascomycota; Eurotiomycetes; Eurotiales; Aspergillaceae
Exons: 2
Coding region: 1-987 (328 amino acids)
Source: RefSeq, a predicted model, not a curated record